GGUAACCAUUACUCAAAUGUUGUAUAGGUGAAUAUUGUUGGGAUUUUUAAAAAUUUCACCCUUUAGCUGUAAUUUAUCAUAACUUAUUAUAGCUAGUUCCAAAAAUGGUUUUGUCGGAAAGGAAUUCAGAUAAUAUUCGAAACGGCCGAAGAUCUCGCGGACCAAGCCCAAACGGACACGCAUCAGAAUCCAGCAGCGAAGAUGAAGCUGAGAAGAUCCGGGUGGGGCGGGAUUACCAAGCUGUUGUUCCUGAUUUUAUACCAGUUGCAGAGAGAAGGUUAGACCAAUGCCCUGACAGAGCGCUGCUCGUUUGGUCUCCGACAGUCGACAUAUCAGAUACAAAAUUGGACGAGUACAUAUCGCUGGCCAAGGAGAAGUACGGAUACAACGGGGAGCAGGCGCUCGGAAUGUUGUUCUGGCACAAACAUGACCUGGAAAAGGCAAUCUGCGACCUCGCCAACUUCACACCCUUUCCCGACGAGUGGACUGUGGAAGACAAGGUGCUGUUCGAGCAGGCUUACCAGUUCCACGGGAAAAGCUUCCACAGGAUACGACAGAUGUUACCAGAUAAGACAAUCGCUACCCUAGUGAAGUACUAUUAUUCAUGGAAGAAGACCCGCAGCAGAACCAGUCUGAUGGACCGCCAGGCUCGAAAGUUGUCAGGGAGGGGGGCAGGAGCAGGGGAAGAGGGGGCGGGAAGUGACGCUGCAUCCGACCUUGGAUCCAACUCCGACUCGGAGAAUGAAGAUAAGAAGUGGACGAUCCAUCGGGGUAUCCAACGUAAAAGUUGCUCCCCUCCAAGGGUGUCUGAAGAGGCCAAAGACGAGAGGGGAGAAGGUUCGUCCUGUAGUAACUGCAAUGUGACUUGCAGUCAUGUCCAUGCAACACCCAAGGGCAACAUGUGCAACACGUGUUUCACUCACUGGAAGCGUACCGGCAACCUACGACCCACUGUAGGGCCGACAAAGCCACGUGACCGGCAACUGCUACUGCGCAACAAGCGGAAGCCGCCACGUGGCAUGUACGUGAACCACGACGACCUUGUAGCAAUGGCGUCGGGACCCGCAGGACAGGGCGAGCAGAUGCUACGAGCCACGGACCGAGAGAUAGUGGCACUCAAGCGCCAAGUCCAAAACAACAAACAAUCACUGUCCGCCCUAAAGAGAGCUACCGGCGCAGGUAUAGACCAGUGUCGACCUCCGGACAACAACAGUCGCAUCAACGCUCGGUGGACCAACGACGAACUGUUGUUGGCUGUCCAAGGUAUGAGGAAGUACGGCAAGGACUUCCAAGCUAUUGCGGAGGUGAUAGGAACCAAGACAGAGGUCCACAUGAGGUCAUUUUUUGUCAACUACCGUCGGCGCUUCAAUCUAGACGCAGUUCUAACGGAAUACGAAGCGGAACAUGGCCCUAUCCCGGACAGCGAUGACAAGAUGGAGGUUGAUGUGGUGGUGACAGGCAGCGAGGUGGGGGGAGGUGAGGCGACAAACUCUCCCCCCUCCACUCCUUCCAAACAACCACCUGUUGUAUCCUACAACAACAAAGUCACACCCACCAAAUGAUACCAGCUCCUUAACAAGCAACAAAGAUAAACUGCAUCACUUUUCUUCACUCUGUCUGUAUGUAAAUAUGCCUUAAUGGAAACCGUUAACUGUACAUAUAUAGUUUUUCAUUGCCAUUGUUAUAUGUUAUAUAAGAAAUCAAAGAUAAUUUAGGCAAUCGCACAUGUGUUAUCUUUAAAAAUAUAGAAAAUAGUCUGUAAACUAAAGUAAAUGUCUUAUGUAGCUCAAUCUAGCUAGUAAUGUCUUGCUGAACUGUUAUGUAAUGGAUGAAAUUUUAUUUAUUAUUGCUACUAAUUAUUUUACUGUUUAGCUUAUUUUGUUUCGGAUUUGUUCAACAAAUAUUUGAAGUUACAAAGUUUAUCUGAAAUUAUUUAGUUUUGGCUCUUAUAGCAGACAAUUGUUUUUUGGGGAAUGUUGAGUUUUAUUUGAUAAAUAUUGAAUACUUUUUGUAAUUAACAAAUAAUUAUUACUAUUUACAAAAUCCCUAUAAUUUAUACUAGCUUAUGCACGAGACUUUACUUUUGGUAUUAGGUAACUCAGAAUUUCACUUUUGAAUUUAGAUUAAUUUACCUUUGUUUUUACACAAAAAUAUAUUUUGUAUAAAAUCUGUACAAAUAAUAAAUGUAAUGCCUGAAAUUGCAAAGUAACUUAAAGAUCUAUUCUGCACAUUACCAAAUUAUAAAUAGGUUUGUUGGUUAUACUUCAUUUAAGUUAAUGUUUUCAUCGUUUUUUUUCCAUUUUAGUACAUAAGUUUUUACACAAUCUACACAAUUCUAAAAAUAUAUCCACUGUAUAUUAUUGAGUGCAUUUUUUCUAGGUUAGAAUGUUUAAAUUUAAAUAUUUCAUACUUGUUUGGAAAAUUUGUUUACGGUUACAAUUGUUAUAACCUAAACAGCAAUUAAAUUUUUAGCAAGUUUCCGUGGUAAGGAAGUACCUAUUAUUGUAGGCGGUAAGACGGAGCUCUGUACAUUUUCAGGCCCCCUCAAGACCAAAAACACAGUAGCAUGCGGGAAUGCUGCUUCGGGGUUUUUUUUUUAUUAGUUUGAAUGUGACAAAAAUGGAGUAUUUAAUGAAGCAUUAUAUGUUUUUGGUUGUCUUGAGUAGGCCGACCUAUCUAUACUGUGUGGGGUAGUUAAUUUAGGACUGUUUGCCAUAGCAAUUUUGACAGAUAACAUGUUAGUCACUCACAUAACUGACCCAGUAUUCUCUCAGGACCUAGUCAUGAUCCCUAACUUAACCUGACCUAAUCCCUGUAAGUGGGGUCAUUUGGUGCUUCUUAUUCAUGACUUCCAAGUUCCAAGACUUUAAAUCUAACAAAAGACCCUUAAACAUUUGACCUCUAACAACUCCUGCUGCACUUCUUGAGGGGAUUGUAUGCCCCUUGCAGACAUCUUGUAGAUUACUGUGGUGGAACAUGCCAAAGUGGAAAGAUGUGCAUAGUAGAAAAUACUGAAACUAACCAUUUAAACAUUUAUUCGUGAAAUCAAAUUAAUUAAUGCAAGUUUUUAGGAUUUUUGAUGAAGUUAUUCAUUCUUAUCUUACAAACCCAAAAAGUUUACUAAAAAAUAAUAACUCUUUAUAACCAAAACCACUAGUACAAUUUUGUUUCUUAACAGGACAUGGUAUUAAAAUAUGUAGGCCUAGUUUUUAAAUUUUUUUAUGAAGGCUCAAGACUGUAAACGGAAACUAUUAAGUCACAUUACUGGAAACGUCUGUCAACAUAGCGAGAGAAAUCGCCUCGACUCUAUAAUUGUAAAUAUUGUGACAUGUGACAAUCAACUAAAGACAGUUGGUUUUUGUCAAACAUGCGUCAUACUAACUAAUUAUGAUUGUUCACAUAUUUAUCUUGUUUUUUUAGCUUUUUCUUUGAGGCUAGAUUUUUGUUUUGAAAUUUAUAAUUUCUUUUUAUGACAAGACUGCGCGAUCUGAGCUUUUUUUCAUGCACAUCAAUGUUUCGAUGUUACCUAGUUUAACCAAAUGUUGUCUAGUCAGUUUCAAAUCUACACUAUCCCUAAAAUUUACAUUUCUGUCAGUUAAAUAAUCGUUUUAUAAUAUUCUCUCCAUUGGCUGAAAAGAAUUAGCUCUACCAAAAAUAACAAUUUACUUUAGUUUGUCAAAUAUUAAAUUAUUAACAUUUACUACUACCAUAAAAACCGUAAGUUUAUAUUCAAAUAGUCUGUCAAUAUUAAUUUUAUUAGGUGUGGGCCUAAUUGAAAAAUAAUUACUGUGAUUUUGAAACCCUUUAUUUAAAUUUAGAAUAAAUAAUAACCAAGUACCUAAAUUAUGAAAACAGUUUGUUGCCAGUGGAAAGUCCAAAUUCCAGAUCCAAAUUGAUAAAACCUCCAAUAAUUCUGACGUCAGGAUUUUUCCAUCAAAGUCAAUUCACAAACACAGUCAAACAUUUAUUUUUUAAUGGAUAUCCUUUAGUACUAUAUAUACACUCAUCCGGUGCAGUUUCCUAGCAGGAACGACUGGACUGAUCUGUGUGAGUCAACUGAAAAGAUACUCAAAGCAAAUUCUAAAUUAUUUUCAAACAUAAAAAAGUAUAAAAAUGUUCAGUAAUCUUGCCCGAUUGUCAUGACCCUAGAAUUAUAGAAAGUAAUCAUACUAUUUAUUACUAUUAUUUUUAUAUAAUAUUUUAAAGUAAUAUUCAAUUCUGGUUUGCGGUGAAAAAUAAUCCAUCCAUAUUAUAGUAGGAACAGUUAAAUUUUACAGCUAUUAAAAUUGUUAGUUAUUUGAAAUAAUGUUUCAUUACUUUAGUUUUAUUGAAUUUAUAAGAAUAUUUGAGAACAAAAUGGAGUUUUUGUUUUUAUUUUUACACAGUAUAUAUUUUAGUGUAUAUAUGUUGAAUUUUCCAUGCAAUGCUUGUACUCUAUUUCUAAUUCUAAGAAAAGCUGUGAAGAAGUCUAGACUUUACCAUAUUUAUUGGAUAAUUUCAUCUAUGUGUAUGUGUAAUUUUUUGUUUAAAGAGUAUUUUUAGUCAAAGAUAAUAAAA
Macrosteles quadrilineatus (aster leafhopper) is the source of this 4557-nucleotide messenger RNA. It is a transcript of the gene CoRest, whose product is annotated as REST corepressor 1. Gene Ontology annotation, molecular function: transcription corepressor activity. The transcript is spliced from 12 exons. The coding region runs from base 105 to 1562 and encodes 485 amino acids. Gene Ontology annotation, biological process: negative regulation of DNA-templated transcription; regulation of transcription by RNA polymerase II. NCBI's taxonomy places the organism in Eukaryota, Metazoa, Arthropoda, Insecta, Hemiptera, Cicadellidae. The record is from RefSeq and is a predicted model, not a curated record. Gene Ontology annotation, cellular component: transcription regulator complex; histone deacetylase complex.